This is a messenger RNA of Anthostomella pinea, 699 nucleotides long. The record is from the annotation of a GenBank genome assembly. Lineage: Eukaryota; Fungi; Ascomycota; Sordariomycetes; Xylariales; Xylariaceae.
AUGGACCGGAUGGCUCGCGCCCGCGCGGGCAAGGCUCUCAAGAAGGCGAAGAAAGCAGCCAAGGCUGCGCACAUGCGAGCCGUCCAACUCUCGCAUCGUUGGGCUCAUAGAAGAGGUGCAACGGCACUCCUCGGAAACGAGAAAGAGAGCUCGCCAGUCCACGAAGCAGUCGUCGGGACAGGUCACAGCAUAGCCGGGGCAGACGAGGAUAUGCUCUCGUCGCAUAGCCAGCCGUCACGCUUGGAAACCGACCUUGACCCAAAUACCGGUAGCAUGCCAAUGUUUCCCGAAGACCGGGAGACUUACGCAGGAAGCCCUUGGCCCACUUGUUCCCCCCUUCCACAACCUUCUAAGUGCAAGGAUAAGCAGCGAACCAAGUCGAUGGCUACUGUUUCUACUGUUGCGGCCGACGAGACAUUCCUUCCGGCACUCCGACGACUGGUCCAGAGGAUAGAGAAGGACAAGUCGGGGCCGUCAAGAUCUCGAAGUCCUAAGCCAGAAAUCCCCAUCCCGACUCCGAACCCGCACGCCCAGUCGAAAGCGCGUUGGAAAUCCUUGGAGCAUCUUGGCAAUCGGCCGCUAUCGAACGUUUACAGCAGCAACACCAAGAGAAGGGGGCUGGUGGGGCAAGAACAACCGCCGUCCGCGACUCAGAAACCGGGUCGAGGACAUCCGCAGCAGCGAGAGUCCCAAGAGUAG